AAAGAUAACGCAGAUAUUUUGCUAGAAUUUUCAAGAUCAGAUGGAAAAAUGGAAAAGAAAAAUGACGAAAGAUUAAUUUCUAGAAAUAUUAAAUUCUUAAAUACAGCUUAUGAAAUUGUUAACAUUUUAUUAAAUACUAUAGAAAGUAUUGAUACAGAUCCCUCAACGAAAUUAGAAAUUCGAACAAAAGGUUUUCAAUUAAAUGAGAUUAUCAAUGAUCCAUUGGCAUCAUCAGAGUUUAAUAAAUACAAAUACA
Molecule: messenger RNA, 256 nt
Organism: Dentiscutata erythropus
Lineage: Eukaryota; Fungi; Glomeromycota; Glomeromycetes; Diversisporales; Gigasporaceae
Source: the annotation of a GenBank genome assembly